AUGGAAACUCGCACGGAGGAGGCGUCGUCUCUGCAGCUUAACUCUACAGAAAACCCAUCACCGGGAGGAUCGGUUUCAAACACUGCUCUCGCCGUAAUCAAACCCGCCGUCAAGAAACCGUCAAAAGACCGUCACACGAAAGUCGACGGCCGUGGCCGGAGAAUCCGCAUGCCGGCGGUCUGCGCCGCCAGAGUCUUCCAGCUCACUCGUGAGCUCGGUCAUAAAUCCGAUGGAGAGACCAUCGAGUGGCUGCUCCAGCAAGCAGAGCCUGCUAUCAUCGCUUCCACCGGAACAGGAACUAUUCCGGCGAAUUUCUCGACGUUGAACGCUAGUUUACGCGGAGGCGGCGGCGGUGGUGGUGGUGGAUCCACCGUGUUUGCUCAGUUGGCAAAGUCUUCUUCUUUGCCUAUGUCGUUUCAAAGUAGUGGAAUGGCUCUGUAUGAUGAGAAUAACGGAGCUAACGGAUCAUCUACUUCCUCUGCCACGGUGGAUCAUUCUAGGAAGCUGUUAAACGGCGGCGUUUUCGGGUUUCACCACCCGCCGAUAAUGUCGGCAGAGAGGAAUCCGUAUAGGGAAGAUUACUUCAAGGAGUCUGAAGUAGUGGUGCCAAGUGGGAGUUCUCAGAAACCGGGUCAGUUUCAGGAUCAAGAACUUGGUCCGGGUCCGGGUCGUGGGACGGCGGCGAAUGUGGUGCCUCAACCUAUGUGGGCGGUGGCUCCUCCUGGGAGUACUAAUGGAGGAAGUGCGUUUUGGAUGCUUCCUAUGAGUGGUGCUGGUGGGAGAGAGCAGAUGCAGCAGCAGCAGCAGCAUCAGAUGUGGGCGUUUAAUCCGGGGAGUUAUCCGGUUGGGACGGGUCGGGUUGUGAGUGCACCGAUGGGUUCAAUGAUGUUGGGAGGUCAACAGCUAGGGUUAGGUGUGGCUGAGAGUAACAUGGCGGCUUCAUUGCGUGGAGGUAGAGGUGGUGGUGAUGGUUUGGGGAUGACUCUAGAGCAACAUCAGCAACAUCAUCAAGAGCCAAACCAAGGUGAAGAAGGUAGUGAAAAUGGUGGUGAGGACAAAAAGUGA
Eruca vesicaria subsp. sativa (arugula) is the source of this 1065-nucleotide messenger RNA. The record is from the annotation of a GenBank genome assembly. NCBI's taxonomy places the organism in Eukaryota, Viridiplantae, Streptophyta, Magnoliopsida, Brassicales, Brassicaceae.